This is a messenger RNA of Penicillium cosmopolitanum, 315 nucleotides long. RefSeq lists its product as uncharacterized. The coding region runs from base 1 to 315 and encodes 104 amino acids. NCBI's taxonomy places the organism in Eukaryota, Fungi, Ascomycota, Eurotiomycetes, Eurotiales, Aspergillaceae. The transcript is spliced from 2 exons. The record is from RefSeq and is a predicted model, not a curated record.
AUGGGACAUGACAUAACAGACAUGGUCACAAGAAGGAUUCUCCUUGCGGGCGAGACUGCGCCAGACUGCGCUGCGCCUGCGGCUGCGCGUUCUGAAAAUAAAAAUGACAUGUUCGACUGUGGGAGGCUCGACCUCGACCGCGACCUCGACCGAGACCCGAGAGACGGGAAUCUGGAUGGAUGGCUGGGAACAAAUCUGAUCCGUCAACGUCAUGCGGAUGAGCAGGAGAGAAAGCGAAUCGCGAACGCGUUCUGCGUUCUUCGUAUGGGGAUACUCGUACUGAUUUACACUCGCGCCGAACUGUUGUGGAUGUAA